This is a messenger RNA of Hevea brasiliensis (rubber tree), 1752 nucleotides long. Its product is annotated as 7-deoxyloganetin glucosyltransferase-like. Gene Ontology annotation, molecular function: UDP-glycosyltransferase activity. NCBI's taxonomy places the organism in Eukaryota, Viridiplantae, Streptophyta, Magnoliopsida, Malpighiales, Euphorbiaceae. The record is from RefSeq and is a predicted model, not a curated record. The transcript is spliced from 2 exons. The coding region runs from base 127 to 1575 and encodes 482 amino acids.
GACUGUUAUUUUGACUUAUAUCUUGAACCGCACGGCACGUCUACAUCCUGGUCUUCCAGGGAUUUAUAUAUAUUGCAUUCUGUAUUAUCUAAGCAACUCCACGGCUCACUAAAGAAACAGAGAGAUAUGGAUAUUCCUGGGAUGAGCAAGCCUCAUGCAGUGUGCAUCCCCUACCCAGCUCAGGGUCACAUAAACCCAAUGCUCAAACUAGCAAAACUACUCCAUCACAGUGGCUUUUACAUUACUUUUGUUCACACUCAGCAUAACCAGAGACGCUUGCUUAAGUCUAGAGGCUCCAACUCCCUUCCUGGCCUUCCUGACUUUGUCUUUGAAACCAUCCCGGACGGUCUACCUCCGACUGAUGCUGAUGCUAGCCAAGACAUUGCAUCUCUUGUUGAAGCUACCUCAACGAAUUGCUUAGUCCCAUUCCGUGAGCUUCUUGCUAAACUUAACUCGUCCUCUGAUAUUCCACCAGUUUCUUGCAUAAUCUCCGAUGGUAUCAUGACUUUUACUCUUAAAGCUGCUGAAGAAAUUGGAGUCCCUGAUGUUCUUUUUUGGACUACAAGUGCUUGUGGAUUCUUAGGCUAUGCAAAUUCUAAGAAUCUUAUUGAAAGAGGCCUAGUACCACUUGAAGAUGUGAGCUAUUUAACAAAUGGGUAUCUGGAGACUACCAUCGAUUGGAUUCCAGGUAUGAAAGAUAUUCGUCUGAGGGACUUGCCGACUAUAAUUCGCAUAACAGAUGGAAAUGAUUCAAUGCUAAAAUUUGCGAUUAGAGAGAUAGAGAAAGCCUCAAAAGCUUCAGCCAUUGUUUUAAAUACUUAUGAUGAGUUAGAAAAUGAAGUUUUGCUUGGUCUUUCAUCUAUGUUCAGCCCUCCAAUUUACACCCUGGGUCCUCUCCAGUUGCUUCUUGGUAAAAAUUCUUCAGAGAAUGAUGUAGCAUCCAUCAGUUCCAAUCUGUGGAAAGAAGACACUGAGUGUCUCCAAUGGCUUGAUUCCAAGGAACCCAAUUCAGUCGUUUUUGUAAAUUUUGGCAGCAUGACUGUCAUCACAUCGCAACAACUUGUAGAGUUUGCGUGGGGACUAGCUAACAGCAAACAAAACUUCCUCUGGAUAAUAAGGCCUGACCUUGUCCAAGGUGAAUCCGCAAUUUUGCCAAAAGAGUUCCUUGAUGAAACCAAAGAAAGAGGUAUGAUGGCAAGCUGGUGUCAGCAGGAACAAAUCCUAAAGCACCCAUCAAUUGGAGGGUUUCUAAGCCAUAUGGGAUGGAAUUCGACGACUGAAAGCUUGUCAAGCGGAGUUCCAAUGGUUUGUUGGCCAAUUGGCGGUGAGCAGCCUACUAACUGCAGGUUUGCUUGUACUGAAUGGGGUAUUGGUAUGGAGAUAGAUAAUGAUGUGAAGAGAGAUGAAGUGGAGAAGCUCGUAAAGGAGUUAAUUGAGGGAGAGAAGGGUAAAGAAAUGAGAAAGAAGGCAUUGGAGUGGAAGAGAAAAGCAGAAGAAGCCACAGCUCCUAAUGGUAGAUCAUAUAUAAAUUUAGACAGAUUGAUCAAGGAGGUGUUACUGUCAACAAGACAAUAGAUAGGUGAACACAACCACAAAUGGAACCUCUGUUUCUUUUUUCUUUUUUUUUUUUUAUGAAAUUAAAACCUCUGUUUCUAAUUUUUAUGAAUAAGGUGUGCAUAUUGUACUAUAGAUUUUUUAAGAAAGUGAGGAUUUGAAUCCUACUUAUCUACCAUUGAUUAUUUUUCUUAUUUA